GUCAACCGUUUAAUUAAUCAAAUUCAUGCUUGUUAUAAUCAGAAUAUAUUGAAUUGUUAAACGAUUUUAGGUAAGUGUUGCACGACUUCAUGGGCACUGUUUGGGUGGAGGUGUGGAAAUUGCUUCAUCAUGCGACCUCCGCUUCGCUCAUAAGGAUGCAAAGAUUGGUUUUCUACAAGCACGAAUGGGGAUUGUUCCCACCUGGGAAGGAGCAAACUACCUACCCUCCAUAAUUGGACGAUCUUCUGCGCUACGACUCAUGACAACAGCUGCGAUUCUUACAUCACAAGAGGCAAAGGAUCUUGGCUAUGUUGACGCUAUCUACAAUGAGGAUGAAGAGUUCGAAACUCUGAUUUCGUCGAUGCUAAAGAAUAGCGCGGAAGUUUGCAAAGCGCAAAAGGCAAUGCUCAACGCGUCCGAGCAAGGAGAAGAAGCUCAACUUGCCGUUAUCCGUUCCGUGUGGGGAGGCAAAGCUCAGAAACAAGCCAUACAACGGCAAUUGGAAGCUGUUGUAAACAAAAAAUCUCGAAAAUAA
Strongylus vulgaris is the source of this 535-nucleotide messenger RNA. The record is from the annotation of a GenBank genome assembly. Lineage: Eukaryota; Metazoa; Nematoda; Chromadorea; Rhabditida; Strongylidae.